Molecule: messenger RNA, 3265 nt
Organism: Arabidopsis lyrata subsp. lyrata
Lineage: Eukaryota; Viridiplantae; Streptophyta; Magnoliopsida; Brassicales; Brassicaceae
Product: probable LRR receptor-like serine/threonine-protein kinase At3g47570
Exons: 2
Coding region: 1124-3121 (665 amino acids)
Biological process (GO): protein phosphorylation
Molecular function (GO): protein binding; ATP binding; protein kinase activity
Source: RefSeq, a predicted model, not a curated record
UUAUAUUAUUCUGUUCACUUUCCUGCAAAAUUUUGGAAGCACCACAAGUCCACAAGCUCUUAACCAAGAAAAACUUUUUUAAAAAAAGAGAGAAGCAUGAGAUUGUUUCUUUUGGUUUCUUUCUUUGCUUAUAUGUUACUUAAAGCAUAUGGUUUUACCGCUGAAACUGAUAGGCAAUCAUUGUUGGAGUUCAAGUCUCAAGUUUCUGAAGGUAAACGAGUUGUCUUGUCCUCAUGGAAUAACUCAUUCCCACACUGCAAUUGGAAGGGUGUUAAAUGUGGCAGCAAACACAAGAGAGUUAUUAGUUUGGACCUCAAUGGAUUGCAAUUGGGAGGGGUGAUAUCACCAUCUAUUGGUAAUCUCUCGUUUCUGAUAUCACUUGAUCUAUCUAAUAACACUUUUGGUGGUACCAUCCCUGAAGAGGUAGGAAACUUGUUUAGACUUAAAUACUUGUAUAUGGCCUCAAAUGUUCUUGGAGGAAGAAUUCCAGUUAGUCUAUCUAACUGCUCUAGAUUGUUGAUCCUUAUUUUGAUUAAAAAUCAUCUUGGAGGAGGUGUUCCUUCAGAACUAGGGUCAUUGACGAACCUUGGUAUUUUAUAUCUUGGUCGAAACAACCUGAAAGGGAAGCUCCCGGCCUCUAUUGGAAACUUGACAUCCCUUAGAUACCUUGGCUUUGGGGUUAACUAUAUAGAAGGAGAGGUUCCAGAUAGUAUGUCUAAGUUGACUCAAUUGUUGCGUCUUCAUUUAGGAUCCAACAUAUUUUCAGGUGUUUUUCCUUCUUGUAUCUACAAUUUAUCCUCACUUGAGUAUUUAUACCUCUUUGAUAAUGGUUUCUCUGGUAGCAUGAGGUCUGAUUUUGGGAGCCUGCUACCAAAUCUUCAAGAUUUAAAUAUGGGAAGGAAUUAUUACACAGGAGUCAUUCCUACAACACUUUCCAAUGUCUCGACUCUUCAACGCUUGGUAAUGGAAGGAAACGAUUUGACGGGUAGUAUUCCUCAUGGUUUUGGAAAAAUACCGCGUUUGCGAAUCCUAAGUUUAAAUCAAAAUUCUUUGGGAAGUCAAUCUUUUGGUGAUCUUGAGUUUCUUGGGUCUUUGACUAACUGCACCCAACUAGAAACUUUAUAUGUUGGUGAAAAUAGAUUGGCGGGUGUCCAUUGCCAAUCUGUCCAGGAGCCUCAUCAAUAUAUACCUUGCAAUGAAUCACAUCUCUGGAAACAUUCCUCAUGACAUUGGGAAUCUCGUAAGCCUACGGUCACUUGAUUUGGGAGAUAAUAUGUUGACUGGACUACUUCCAACCUCUAUUGGUAAGCUUUCAGAACUUGGGGUAUUAAGUCUCUACUCAAAUAGAAUUUCAAGAGAGAUACCAUCCUCUAUUGGUAACAUCACUGGGUUAGUACACCUUUAUUUGUUCAACAAUAGUUUUGAAGGAACUAUUCCUCCUAGUCUUGGUAACUGCAGUUACUUGCUAGAAUUGUGGAUUGCGUAUAAUAAGUUGAGUGGGAUUAUACCUCGGGAAAUUAUGCAAAUCCCAAACCUUGUAAAGUUAAUCAUAGAAGGUAAUUCUUUGAUCGGCUCUCUACCAAAUGAUGUUGGAAGACUACAGUAUCUUGUUCUACUUAAAGUUGGUAAUAAUAACUUAUCAGGACAACUCCCACAAACAUUGGGACAAUGUAUCUCGUUGGAAGUUAUUUAUCUACAAGGAAAUUCUUUCGUGGGAGCUAUUCCAGAUAUAAAAGCGUUGAUGGGUGUAAAAAGAGUUGAUUUGUCGAACAAUAAUCUCUCUGGAAGCAUACCUCGAUAUCUUGGACACUUUCCAUCGUUGGAGUAUCUCAAUCUAUCUGUUAACAAGUUUGAGGGAAGGGUGCCAACAGAAGGAAAAUUUCAGAAUGCUACUAUAGUUUCAGUAUUUGGAAACAAAGAUUUAUGUGGAGGCAUCCAGGAAUUGAAUAUAAAGCCGUGCCCCUCGAAAGCACCACCAAUGGGGACAAAUCAUUCCUCUCAUCUAAAGAAAGUCGCAAUUGGAGUAGGUGUAGGCAUAGCUUUGCUUUUGUUGUUGGUUAUGGCUUCAUAUUCUCUAUGUUUGCUUGGAAAAAGAAAGAAGAAUCUACAGACCAAUAAUCCAACUCCUUCGACUUUGGAGGCAUUCCAUGAAAAGAUAAGUUAUGGAGAUCUCCGAAAUGCUACAGAUGGAUUUUCUUCGACCAAUUUGAUUGGAUCAGGUAGUUUUGGUACUGUUUUAAAAGCAUUGCUCCCAAUAGAGAACAAGGUUGUUGCUGUGAAAGUUUUAAACCUACAGAAACGUGGAGCCAUGAAGAGCUUUAUGGCAGAGUGUGAAUCCUUGAAGGAUAUAAGGCAUCGUAAUCUUGUGAAACUAUUGUCGGCUUGCUCGAGUAUUGAUUUCCAAGGAAACGAAUUCAGAGCUCUCAUAUAUGAGUUUAUGACUAAUGGAAGCUUGGAUAUGUGGCUGCACCCAGAGGAAGUUGAAGAGAUUCGAAGGCCCUCAAGAACUUUGACACUUCUUGAAAGACUUAGCAUUUCCAUAGAUGUGGCUUCUGUUUUGGACUAUCUUCAUGUUUAUUGCCAUGAACCCAUAGCUCAUUGCGAUCUCAAGCCAAGCAACGUCCUUCUAGACAAUGAUCUAACCGCCCAUAUUAGUGAUUUUGGUCUUGCUAGAAUUCUCCUCAAAUUCGACAAAGACUCCUUCCUCAACCAACUUAGCUCGGCCGGAGUUAGAGGAACCAUCGGCUAUGCCGCACCAGAAUAUGGAAUUGGAGGACAGCCAUCAAUACAUGGUGAUGUGUAUAGCUUUGGGGUUCUUAUUUUGGAAAUUUUUACUGGAAAAACACCAACCAAUGUGUUAUUUGAGGGGACUUAUACACUACACAACUACGUCAAGUUGGCGUUGCCAAAGGGAGUGUUGGACAUUGUAGACAAAUCGAUUCUUCAUUGUGGUCUCAGAGUCGGUUUUCCUGUUGCUGAGUGCUUGACGCUUGUUUUAGAGUUGGGACUUAGGUGUUGUGAAGAAUCUCCGACGAACCGUUUGGCAACAAGUGAAGCCGCAAAAGAGUUAAUCUCAAUUAAAGAGAAAUUCUUUAACACCAAAAGAACAGCCAGACGCUGAAACGUUUAUGGUUUCAUCAACAAACCUUGCGACCCACUUCAAAGGCGUAAUCUAUGAGGCCUAUAUCUGUGAUUUGUUUUUUUUCUUUCUUAUCCUCUGUUUAGGCUAUGUUAUCUAUAGAAAAGAUUAUUGCGUUACAAGCUU